Galleria mellonella (greater wax moth) is the source of this 2079-nucleotide messenger RNA. RefSeq names its product eukaryotic translation initiation factor 4E1-like. The record is from RefSeq and is a predicted model, not a curated record. The transcript is spliced from 5 exons. Gene Ontology annotation, biological process: translational initiation. Gene Ontology annotation, molecular function: translation initiation factor activity; RNA 7-methylguanosine cap binding. Gene Ontology annotation, cellular component: cytoplasm; eukaryotic translation initiation factor 4F complex. The coding region runs from base 129 to 761 and encodes 210 amino acids. Lineage: Eukaryota; Metazoa; Arthropoda; Insecta; Lepidoptera; Pyralidae.
UUUGUAUAAUACCAGCGCGCUUAGAACUUAGAACCCAGGUAUCAUUCAGUAAACCAUUAAAAAAAAAAAACUGUCUUUUUUCCUUUUCGUAGAAUAUUAAAAAAUUUGAUCUACGAUAUUUUUGUGACAUGGCUGGAAAUACUACUGAGGAAGUGGAGGGGUCUACUUCCACCGAGACCAAAACGAAUACCGCUGCUGAGAUUCCUCCCGAGUUUCUCAUCAAGCAUCCGCUGCAAAAUACUUGGAGCCUAUGGUUUUACGACAAUGACAGGAACAAAACAUGGGAAGAAAAUUUGAUUGAGCUGACUUCGUUUGACACGGUGGAAGAUUUUUGGAGAUUAUACCACCAUAUAAAGUUACCAUCGGAGUUACGCCAAGGUCAUGACUAUGCAGUGUUUAAACAAGGCAUACGUCCUAUGUGGGAAGAUGAUGCAAAUAAGAUGGGCGGUAGAUGGCUCAUCAGUUUGGAGAAGAAGCAACGCACUUCGGAUCUUGACCGUUUCUGGUUAGAUGUGGUUCUUCUACUAAUUGGUGAAAAUUUCGAGCAUCCAGAGGAGAUUUGCGGGGCUGUCGUGAACGUCAGAGCAAAAAUCGAUAAGAUUGGUGUAUGGACAGCAGAUACAUCAAAACAGCACGCUAAUCUAGAAAUUGGUAGAAAAUUAAAAGAGCAGCUUGGUAUUCAUGGGAAAAUUGGUUUUCAAGUACACAGAGACACUAUGGUUAAGCAUAGUUCAGCUACAAAGAAUCUAUACACUGUUUAGUUAUCUUAAUUACUUUUAUGUUGAACCUAACAACAGCGGUAUGGGAUCACACGCAAAAGGAUAGUCGCUGACUCGAACUGGGAUGUCAGAUCUUGUUUACAUAGCUCUCUGACUUACUGUAUCGGCCCUCUUGUAAAUAAAUCCCAUAGGCUACUGUUAUGUUAUUAAAUAUAUUAAACAAUUUAUUUAACAGAAGUAGACAUACUUUAGGUUCAAGUUUCGAUUCGUCUCGCAUAUGUAUUAUCGUUCGCGACGUCCCCGAGUCGCAGCAAUGGAUUUGUUAUUGACUAAAAAAAAUUGAGUCUGAUUUUUUACUAAGCUGUGCUUGAGUAUGUUUGUCGAUAUCGCAUAGAUGUAAGUUUAGAGUCCUCUCACGGGUCGGUGAGAUUUAAGUAAAAAUCCCAAUAUUUUCAGUUUUUUUUUAUUAUAGCACGACAUGUGACGAACCCUAUCCUGAGCGGAAACGGAAACAGUCAACAGAAAAGAGAAUAUUUUACUUACAAUGCUGCAGUUGGCCGUAGUCUGCUAGCUCAUUAUGUGAUUUUUCACGCUAUAUUUGAAGGAUCUGAGGUUAUUAGAUGAAGGGUAAAUGUCACGGGCUAUUCAAUAUUAUGGAUGUAGUUGCUGGCAAAUCCUCAUGGGAUGCUACUGAAUAGACGAAGGUGGAAUGAGAGAAGAUGGCAAGGUGCGAAUUCGUUUUAUUUACAUGAAUGUAUUUAACUCAUUGUAAGCAUAUAUUACAAUAAUUAUUGCUUAUUCUCUCUUUAAUGACAUCGUGAAACAGUUUGAAAUAUUGUUACGGGCUACCAAAGAAUCUGACGUCAUUUAUCGUACAUUUACCGCGGCGGAAUACUGCCGACCCGUGAGCCGAAGGCUCGUAUUUUGUUCUACUGUUACCAUACAGGAGUGUCUAAAUUUAUUGUCUUGCAUACAUAUUAGUCAAGUUACAAUGGACCAAUUGUUGUUCAAUUCGAUAGAAUGCUUUAUUUUAACUGUAUGUAGACGCAUGUGUUGUUUAACAAAGCGAUUUAGGCACUCGCGUGGAACGUCUCACUGUAACGGAAAGGUGACUAGACUUAGUUUAUCUAUUACGAAAAAUGAUAUUUUUACAUUUAACGAUUGUCGUACGAUGUAUACCAAUCGAAUAAUAAGUAACGUCCGCUUUAAUUUAAUUUAACACAUUGAACAAUCUUUUUAGCAUUACAAUGAACUGCUGCCUCUGUAACAUUCGUUUCUUCAGUUUGGUUAUGUAACAGUCAAACACUAUUUUGGUAUUUUGUAAUGAAAACACUAAAAUAAAAUGUUUCUUGUUUUAUUA